Messenger RNA from Cercopithifilaria johnstoni, 534 nucleotides. The record is from the annotation of a GenBank genome assembly. Lineage: Eukaryota; Metazoa; Nematoda; Chromadorea; Rhabditida; Onchocercidae.
AUGAUCCAGAGCUUUUUGCUAAAAAUCUUUAUCGCUUUGCUUAUCAAUUUUAAAACUUGGGCUGAAAAUAUUUAUUGUACAUAUUAUCGAAGUACAAAUGAGAUUACAUGUGGUACAGUCACAUGUCAAACGCAUGUUCCAUUUUUGCAUGACUUAGAAGAAGAAGGAUUGGAUACGAAAUUACCACUUGGUUGGUAUCGUAUUGGUACGCUGCAAAUUCGACAUGAUACAUCAUGGUUUAAUUUAUAUCGAAGACGUGCUUCCGGUUCAGGAUAUUGGGAUUUCUAUACGAUGAUUCCAGAACGAAAUUGUAUUGGAAGUUUUGGUCUUCAUGCAGGUGAGAAUUUGCCUGGUUCGGUGACAUUAAAAGAUAAACGCUGUUUUGAUCGAUUGAUUCGGCAAAUUGAACGCAAAACGACAAGUGAAAAAUUUGAUGUUUACCAGUGUAGAAAAUGUAUAUUCAAUAGCUGUUGGUUAGGUACUCGUCUAUUACCUGCCUAUCGUGAAUAUCUGACUAGUCUAAGGUCUAUUUAA